Molecule: messenger RNA, 1530 nt
Organism: Capronia coronata CBS 617.96
Lineage: Eukaryota; Fungi; Ascomycota; Eurotiomycetes; Chaetothyriales; Herpotrichiellaceae
Exons: 2
Coding region: 1-1530 (509 amino acids)
Biological process (GO): positive regulation of transcription by RNA polymerase II
Cellular component (GO): nucleus
Molecular function (GO): DNA-binding transcription factor activity; transcription cis-regulatory region binding
Source: RefSeq, a predicted model, not a curated record
AUGCCACCUCCGCAGUCAACUUGGGCCACUCGACGGAUAUUGGAUGGACCCAGCGUUGAUAAAAUCAUCUCGGCGCUGACCAACACUGCUGUCGCUCAGUUUGAUCGGACACAAGCACAGAUUGCUGUUCUGGGACCAUUCUCUGUUCUGUCGUUUCCCCAUCCCAAGACCGACCCUCCAUCACUGCCUCCAGAGAACCUCCCGAUAACCUCAGAUGUAUGGCCAAUCUGGCCGUUGGACCAGGAAAGUCGGUCUUUGUUUCAACACUAUGUCUCGGUCAUCUCGUCCAAAAUGAUGCCAUUUGAGGAUUCUCGGAACCCAUGGAAGACCCGAUAUCCAUCCAUGGCGCUGAGUGAUGAUUCGGCAGUAUAUCUGGCCAUCCGUCACGCCAUUCUCAGUCAAGCAGCUGCCCACUUCGAGAACAUUGGCUAUCGCACAGAGCACAUGAAAGUACUGGCCAUGGGCCAUUAUUCGGAGAGCCUGAAGGCAUUGUCAACCUACCUGAGCGAGACGACGGAAUACGACUAUGGCGCUGUCCUCGCGAGUAUCCUCUCCCUGAUCAUGGCAGAGACUUAUGGAGGAGGCUCGGUCGCAUGGCGAUAUCACUUGAAAAUUGCCUGGGAUUUGGCCACAAAAUCUCUCCCACAGAAACCCUGGCUCUUUUCAGAGACCGCUUGGUUGACCACGCAAAGCCUCUGUAUGCUAAAGUUACGGAUGUCGAUCGAGUUGGACCUGGAUGAUGCACCCACAGAGCACGAGAGAGAUCACGUCAGUUGGGAGGAAAUCGUCGAGCCAAAAAGUGACACUCAUGUCUUCCAAGACAUGAUCGCCUCGGUAUCAAGCAGACUUGAAUUUGGUUUCACCGUUGGUGCGGCCCCUCAAGCUGCGGAAGGGCUCAGUGAAGCUGUGACCCUGAUCCGCCAGGUCAAAAGGCACGGAUUGUCCGAGGUUUACCGGUCGAAAAUCAACAAGCUCACAGAGAGAUUGUCUGCUCUGGCGACGGGGCAGGCCCAGUACUCCACGAGCCUUCGAGAUACCCAUCAAACCAUCUUUACCUUGGGCAUCAUUAUUUUCAUUCAACGCCAGACCAUCAACCCGGCCCCCAGCGCCCUCACUCCAUACUCCUCUCGGCUUUUCGCAUGCAUCCAAAACAUUGACGCGCGUCUCUCAUGUGACCAGCCAGCCGACAGAAUAAACAGGGAUAGUUCCCACGUCUCGCUGUGGCCGGUAUUUCUGGCUGCGGUGGAAUGCUUUCGGCCGCAAGAGCUGCGAACUGCCCGAUCUUGGCUGGGGAAGUUGGGCAAAAGCGGCAUCGGCAAUAGAGGCGAUGUGUCGAAGGUGGUGCAGGGGGUUUGGAAAGAGCGUAGACGGAGAUACUACCUUCAAGUAGGUGUCAUUAGUGAGGCAGAAGAUGUUGAUGACGAUGAAGAUGAUUAUGACGACUUGGUCGACAUCGACGGUAUAGGCCAGAUCAUCGUCGAUUGGCGGGAAGUGAUGAGGGUACAGGGGGUUGACAUUCUUCUCGUGUAG